AUGCCGGCUGCCAAUUCUACAUCUGCCGCGCGCUCAAGAAAUAGUAAAAUUGAACUGACCAAAGACUACUCAUACCUUUCAAGCGGUAUGGGCAGCAUUCAUGAUAAUAGUGACCGAGGUGGUGUUCAAGGCAGACAGAGCGCAAAUGCCAUCACUACCACGAGUCGCAAAAAUAAUAAUGAUAGCAUGUUCUCCACCAUGAGAAACAUUUACGGCAAGGACGAAGAAAUUUUCAACGAUACAAGUCCUUUUGCUACUUCGACAAGAAAUAAGAAGGUGGCUCAACAACCCCCACGUCCAACCACCCCCCAUGCAAACAAGGAUUUCAUUUCGAGAAACAAAAACAUGGUCUCAUCCAUAACCAACAAGCCUCCAGUGUCACCAGUUAACACCGGCAAACAACAACAGCCUCAACGUUCGGCGGGAAAUGCCCAAUCGUCUGCGCGAACUGCUACUCGCUCUGCUACCCCGAAACCGGACAAGAAAAAAAGUGCACAGUCCACGGCUGUCCCUUCCAAUGGUAAGAUGUCAGCUUCACCCGCUCGUCGUCCGGCUUCACCCCCGACCAACACUCAACAUCUCUCGGCUCACCGUCUCUCUCACGUUCGUGCUGACUCUCCUGACAAUGGGUUGCGCGAGGAAAAUAGAAAAUUGAAACGUCGCCUGGUUGAAGCCGAAGAAUUGUUGGUUGAGAAGCAACGCGAAGUGAUUGAGUUGGAAGACCAAUUGAAUGUUUUAGAAGAUGAGAAUCGUGAGUUAAAAGAAGAAUUGGAACGUAUAAAGCGCAUUCAGUCCGAGGAAACCAAGAAGCAAGCUUCUGACAAUUCACCCCUCGGAAUUCUUUCGGCCAUAAUGAGCGAUCACCAGCGAAUUAUCAAUACUCGUUCUGAUGCAACCUCGUCUCCCGCUCCUCUCCCCAGUUUAUCUUCGUUGGUCGGAACCAAUUCCUCUCCUCACGCCGCAUUGAAAAAAACUCAAACUCCUGCAAACAUCACCUCCACGACAAAAAAAGACAGACAACCCAACAAGGCCAACAAUGUUAAGAGCGUUGCACCUGUGACAUCCUCCGUAAAACCUCAUGCGUCACCUGCACCCCCAAAGUCAGUUGCACAAACUCCAAAGCGAAUGGUGCGUUCUACUCCACCCCCUCUUAGCAAACCUGUGGGGUCAUCGGGUCAACACGUGAAAGGAAAUAUGGUUUACGCGAAAAAGACUGCUGCUGAUCUGAAUGACGAGGAGAUGGUCGAACAUUGUCAACCUCGGAUUCCGAAGGACACUUUAAAUCUUGAUGACAACAGUUUCGCGCCGGUUCACGGCCGAUCGGUUGACAAUCGAGAAGAUGAUGACGACGCUGACCAAGAGAUGCAAAAUCAAUUGUGUCAGAAGAAGUCUUGGGCCUCUUUUAACUCGGUUGCACAUGCAUCUUUCAGAAAUGACUCAUCGCUCAACACCCCUUCGACCACCGAUCACGAUAGCCCCAAAAAUAAUUUCCGACGUCGUCUCCGACGCAACAAUUCUGGUUCCCGUAAAGAACAACAAUCCACCACAAACUCAAAUUCUGAACAAAAUGAUCCUUCCAUUCCCAACAUGAUUAACGGCAAUCAACAAUCCCAACUUCACCUAUCGGUCCCAACCAAAGAUCACCUUCAUCGCGAUUCGAUCUCAUCGAAUUCUUCCGAUUCCACGACCUUCUCCCGAAAUGGUUCGUAUCCCUCAUCAGCCACAUCCCCGUCGAGCACUCAAACGGAUUCCGAUCAUAUCAACAAUGAACCAUUGAUCUUUCCCGAUGUUUCCGAUUCCAAUCGACAUGAUCAAAACAACUCAUUCUCUCAUCAACAUCACAGCUCAUCUUCUGGUCAUCAAAACAAUUCUGAUUCCGCCCCCGCCAAGCAUCUUCCAUCACCAGCCUUAUCCCAACCUUUGAACACCCCAUCGUCCAAUGCCCGUCCACAGUCACCUGCAUCUUCAACUCGGUCAUCAAUUCCCAAUAUCAAUGGUUCAACCACCCGUGCACGAUCCCCUGCCUCAUCAUCUCGAUCAUCAACACCUGCUUCUGAAUCGAACCGUUUUACCUCUGGUCAAUCCCGCCGUACACGUGUCCACGAACCCUCAAACUAUGACGAUGCUGAAUCCUCAUCCAACAGAAAUUUCGUUCAACUGCCCCCACCACCACCAAACACAAAAGAUCCAGUCGCCACUUUGCAGCACUACCUCCGCUUGAUUUCUCAUGAAUGCGUUCCAGGUAAAAAUAGUCCUCAAGAGAUUUACGAUAUCAAAAAGGUCAUCGACGAAGGUUCCUCCGCAAAAGUCUACACCGCUCGCCCUGUGGCUAAUCGCAAAGAAGAACUUGCCGUCAAGAUUGUCCCACUUACGUACAGCUUGGAAUUCAUCUUUAACGAAUUAUACGUGUUGAAGAACUUUAAGCACGAAAAUAUCGUCGAUUUCAAAGAGAGUUACUUGAGGUGGGACGGGAAAAAUCGAGAAGUUUGGAUUGCCAUGGAAAAAUGCGCCCUUGGAGAUGUGACCAGCCGUGCUGGCAAAAUCAGCGAACGUGAAGUUUCGCGCAUUGCUCGAGAGCUCUUACAAGCACUAAAGCACUUGCAUUCUAACGGCGUCAUUCACCGAGACCUCAAGCUUUCAAACAUUUUGGCCGACGUCAACAAUCAAAUUAAACUUGCCGAUUUUGGAAUCUCUUCACUGGAACCCAUCUCUACCACCGCUAUGGUUGGAACGAUCCCGUACAUGGCCCCUGAUGUUGUUCUCGUCUCGCCGGAUCGACCUUACGACACGAAAGUUGACAUCUGGUCUCUAGGUGUCUGUAUCUUGGAACUUUUGAGCGGCAAGGCGGCCUGGGGUCGUAUCAGGGAUGAUGAAAUAAUGGAUAAAUUACGUAGAGGUGAGAUGCCCUCCGGAUUCCAACGUUUGACUGACAAGACCGAGAUCGGAUGGGAAGUCAAAGAUUUCUUGCAAAAGUGUUUCGCCAGUAAUGCAGACGCCAGAUGGUCCGCAGAGAAACUAUACUCUCGCCUUUUCUUUAAUUUACGCGAGAGAGUGUCAUUCAUCAAAUUUCCAAGCCUGAAUUCAUCACUUCAACAUCUGUCAUUAAUGCGCGAAGGCUGGAAGGAUGCGUCUGGUGAAUGCUGGCGAGAGCAAUUGGG
Messenger RNA from Acaulospora morrowiae, 3158 nucleotides. NCBI's taxonomy places the organism in Eukaryota, Fungi, Glomeromycota, Glomeromycetes, Diversisporales, Acaulosporaceae. The record is from the annotation of a GenBank genome assembly.